CGAGCCGAAUCAGUCAGCAACGAACAUCGUCUGUGACUAGACGUAUACAAUUUGUCACUUAAAUCCAUGUCGCAAGUGAUAUUUACAAAAUAGCUCCCGUGAAUGACGUGCUCUAUGUAUUUGAUCAGCAUAAAUUUACAAAAUUUUAUCUAGUGUAGUGUGAAGUGAAGAGUGAGUAUUUUUAAACAAAUAAUAUACGGAACUACCAACCGGCUUCUUAUUUUCUACUUGGAUUGAACAUUGGGGCGGUCGAAAGCAAAUAUCUUCAAGAGUGCAAAUACCUUUUAUUUUUGUUAAACCUCUCCAGCUUGAGAUAGAAAAAGGAGAUACAGAAAGACGUGGGAUACUGAAAAAUUUAACAGUUGAACUUUUGUGUGAGAUAAAAGAUGAAGGUAGUGGUAGUUUUGUACCUAAUUCUGCACUGUGCCUUGCCACUGAUUUCCGGAAAAGUGUCUACCGGUGGAAACAGCGUGGAAGUGACGAAGGACAACGAAGGAAAGUUUCCCAGCAAAUCGAAUUCACUCCGUGACUCGGUUUCUAAGAGCCAUGUCAAGGGGAAUGAUAGGGAGGAUGAUGUACUAGAGAACUGGAAAUUGGACCCGUCCCAAGCCACUCCACCCAAAUUAUUUACCGCCUACAAGGAGACAUAUAUUACGAAGGCAGCAGCAAUGAAAUUUUUGCAGAAAAUACGUUCAUUGAAAAAACCAUACACGGAUAAGGACUACGAUGACCUACUUCAGGAAAUUAUGCUGGAACCAAAGCCCACAUCUAAAUACUCAAUCUACGAUAAGAAGUAUUUUGACUAUUUGCCAUCGGAUCACUUCGACAUGAAACUGGACCAGAGCCAAUCUGACCAAAACACUCAUAAGCCCCAUCAUCAACACCGGCAUCACCGUCAUCAUCAAAGGAAGGAGCGCUCCAAGAGACAUACUAGAGAGGACGAGAAGAAACUAGAGAAGAGGCAAACAGACACUCAGUGGUCCCGGCAUUUUCUGGAACACGAAAGGCGUCACUAUGAGCAACUGAGGCGCGAUUUUGAGCUGGAAAGAAAUCAAGGAUAUUUGCAAUCAUAUCAGCCUGCAAUCUACGCACAGCCAUUUAUCCCUGUGAGUGCUGAUCCCAACAAUCCGUGGAACAAUCCUUCGUACCGGCCUCAGCUCAACAAUUACUACCUUCCACCUGAUCCUAGUCAAUUUAUUGUGCAUCCCCAGCAGACUUUCAUAAGUUAUCCUAUCCCGGGGGUUGUCUACAAUCCACCCCACCCGCCACAGAAUCCACCCAGCACUCAGGGUACCAAACCACAGACUACGUCUCCAUCUGAGUCCGAAGGAAUGUCACCUAGUGGUAUGACCGUUAUGACAGGAACCCGGUUUGGUGAAGAUGAAGACCAACCACCAGUGUGGGAUGUUGUAGACAAACCAUCUAGGCUUGCUCCCGGUAGCCCCAGCCAAUCUUUCUCCCCGGCCACCACAAGGCGUCCCUCACCCCCCGUAAUACGUGAUAAUGAAGAUUACUAUGAUGAUCUCACGGCGUCAAAUAGAAUCCCUCAAGGUGACACGAAUCAAGGUGUGCGCACCACGACGAGACGCCCACCGCCUCCACUCAUCCACAACAGCGAGGACUACGAGGAUGAUGACUUGCCUGGCAACUCCGGAAGUUCUCAGCGUCUUCCAUCCAGUCAGUCCAAUUCCAAUCAACUUGCCUUCUUGAACUAGGGAGUGGAAACGUAGGACAGCCGAGGCCAAAUCUGCCAGAGAGACGUCCAGCUCCGGCCUCACCGGCCCCCACAAGGCCGCCCCAGGCCGAAGGUCCAUCCAGAUGCGUCUGGGCCAUUGUUAAUUGCUGCACCCCACGGAAUCCAUCCGUUAGAUAUGCCUGUUUUGAACGAGUGGGCUGCACUGGAGUCUUCUGGGAUCUCAAUCCCUGCAGCGAUGUUGUUGUCCAAGCGGCCAUUGAUGAGACCAAUCGAUACUUCAAUUAAAUCAUCCGGGCAGACCCUGUGAUUAGUACCUCCUCAAAAGCAAAAACAACAAAUUUCACCUCACAAAAUUCACUCUAUUAAUCAGCAUUUAUGCUGUGCACUUUAUUUAUCAUCGACCUCAAAGGCGAGACAUGAAGAGAAUUUAUUAAUUUAAUAUUUACACUCCUCUGAGCAGAUUCAGGAAUUUGCUAAUUUUAUCAUACUGCAUGAUAUAACAGUAAUAGCAUUUUAUAGUUAGGUAUUUCACUCUAUUGUAAGUAUUAUGUAUAAGAAUAUUUUGUAAAUAGCAAACAAUAAAUAUUUUAUAGAAGAA
Phlebotomus papatasi is the source of this 2294-nucleotide messenger RNA. Its product is annotated as voltage-dependent P/Q-type calcium channel subunit alpha-1A. The record is from RefSeq and is a predicted model, not a curated record. NCBI's taxonomy places the organism in Eukaryota, Metazoa, Arthropoda, Insecta, Diptera, Psychodidae. Bases 387 to 1715 code for a protein of 442 amino acids. The transcript has 6 exons.